CAACUGUUGACUGUUCUGUCAAAGUCAAAAUAAUGUGAAAGAAAAGCAACCUCGUGUUUAUAUUUUAAUUCAAGAUUUAUUUCCUUUAAAUUUCUCAAUAAUUAUUUAUGUGAAUGGUUCAUAGUUUAACACGGCAUCGAUCAUCAUGGCACGAGUUAAAAUGGAGAAAAUGCUGGACAGCUUCAACACGCUCACGGAUAAACCGGUGAAAUACCUAACCGUUCAGAACGAUAUCAAGGAAGACAUUAAAAACUUGGUUAAAAGGUUGUACGACUUUACAAAAUCGCAGGAGCAGCGUAGUAAGGUGAAAACUGAUCAAGCUUUACAGAAAAUCAUCGUUAAAGACUUUGAGGAAGAACAAAUAUGGCAACAAAUUGAGUUGCAAAAUUCCCAACGCUGGGACCAGUUUGUAUGGGACGUAGCUAACUGCAUGUCGGAUACGAAAGAUCUAGAGUUUCCUAUUAAGUUUCCUGAAGAUAAUGAUGCAGCUGAGAUGGAAAUAGAUGAAAAAAAUGCCUUAGAUUUCGAUGCCGAGCUAUCUGAUGGUGAAAAUGUAUUACCUGAAAAAGUUAUUGUUAAAAAAAAGAAAAAUGAUAAAGUUAAUAAGAGUAUCAUGUCUAAGCCAAAAGGUAAGCCCUCUAUAGUUGACGAUCAGUUCUUUAAACUACAAGAUAUGGAGACAUUUUUGUUAAAAGAGGAAAAGUUAGAACGUAAGACUAAAAAUGUAGAAGAUGACGAUGAUGAGGAGUCAAUAGAUAUGUUUGAAAAUUUGGAUAGUGAUGGCACAGAGGAGGACGGAGGUAAGGAAAUGAUGUAUUCAGAUUUUUUUAAUGAAAAUGAAGAUGGUGUAAAUGAAAAUGGUGAUGGAGGAAGUGAAAAUGAUAAUGAAGGUAGUGUAAAUGACGAUGUAGGUAGUGAACAUGAUAACGAAAAUAUUGACAUGGAAGUAAAUAAAAGGAAAAAAGACAAAAGGGUCAGAUUCACUCAACCUGAGUCUGAUGACAGUCAAUCUGAUGACAAUAGUGACGUGGCUAGUAAAAAUGUUAAUGCUAAAUUAGAAAAGGAUGAAAAAAAGUCAGAAUUUGAGCUAAGGCAGCAACGGUUGAAGCAACAGAUAUCUAAACUAGAAGAGAAAACGUUAACUGAAGCCCCGUGGCAGUUAAAAGGAGAAAUAGAUGCUUCAAAACGCCCACAGAAUUCUCUACUCGAAGAAGUACUAGAUUUUGACUUAACAACACGACCCCCACCGAUAAUAACGGAACAAACAACAGUUACGUUAGAAGGAUUGAUCAUGCAACGAAUUAAAGACAAAGCAUGGGACGAUGUCGUUAAAAAAGAGAAACCGGUAGACAACCAGCUUAUGUUUAAGAAACCAGAAGUUCUCGACCAAUCAAAGAGUAAAUUAAGCUUAGCUCAAGUGUAUGAAAGCGAAUACUUAAAGCAAAAGCAAGCAGCGUCUGGACAAGUGGAGGACGAAAAGGAACCAGAAAUUCAUAUUGAGAUCCGUGAUGCAAUGUCUAAGUUAUUCUCCAAGUUAGAUGCGUUGUGCCACUACCAUUAUACUCCGAAACCACCGCAAGCCGAGGUUAAAAUAGUCGGCAAUACACCAGCUAUUUCUAUGGAGGAGGUCGCUCCAGUAGCUACGAGUGAUGCUGCAUUAUUAGCACCAGAAGAAGUUAAGAGGAAAAGAAAAGGUGAUCUGAUGAGCAAAGAAGAGAGGAGUCAGACAGACAAAAACAGAGAAAGGAGGAAAAAGAAGAAGUUGCAACGAAAAAAGGGCAACGUGGCCAAAGUCACGGAGCACAGGAACACCAGCAAAGGCACGGAGACGAAUGACAAGUCGUUGAAGACUUCCAAAGCAUUCUUCCAGCAGCUGAACGAUAAUACAACCAGUUUGAUUAAGAAGUCUAAGAAUAAAGGGCAAUAAAGGGUUUUUGAGAGUUUAA
Messenger RNA from Maniola jurtina (meadow brown), 1946 nucleotides. Its product is annotated as U3 small nucleolar ribonucleoprotein protein MPP10. Bases 146 to 1927 code for a protein of 593 amino acids. The record is from RefSeq and is a predicted model, not a curated record. Gene Ontology annotation, biological process: rRNA processing. Lineage: Eukaryota; Metazoa; Arthropoda; Insecta; Lepidoptera; Nymphalidae. The transcript has 2 exons. Gene Ontology annotation, cellular component: nucleus; sno(s)RNA-containing ribonucleoprotein complex; small-subunit processome.